Molecule: messenger RNA, 812 nt
Organism: Macrobrachium nipponense
Lineage: Eukaryota; Metazoa; Arthropoda; Malacostraca; Decapoda; Palaemonidae
Product: KICSTOR complex protein SZT2-like
Exons: 6
Coding region: 1-705 (234 amino acids)
Cellular component (GO): peroxisome
Source: RefSeq, a predicted model, not a curated record
AUGGUCAUCCCUAAAUUCCUGAAUCAUGAGAAAGCUAAGCUCUCAUACAUGAGCCUACAUUUUGUUAAUGUUUACGUCCCAUACAGAAUAACUGGUAUUCAUGAAAAACUCAAUGAAGGUGUUGGAAUGACACUCUCCCCUGCCACAGAACUCAGGGAAACAGGGCUUCGACCUGUGCUGACUCGUGCAGCCUCCAAUAUUCCAUGUUGUGUCACCACGCAUAAACCUAUUGAAAAAAUUCUGAUAUGGUAUGAGAAGGUUCCAAGUAAUCUGUUGAGUUGUAUUGUGCAAGAAAGCUCUAGCAGUGCAUCUACUAGAUAUGUUCACUCUAACCUGGGAGCCACCAAGUCGGCAACCAACAACAUGUCCCUGCUGUCUCGUUACUUACACCACAGAAGAUGGAUUUGGUCUGUUCAAGCUCCCAGUGCUCCAGCUGUCUCCCUCAAUGCUGUUGCCAGAAUUCUGAAUACUUUAGCGAGAAUACGUCUUCAAGAAGGAUUCAACUUUGCAUAUUCCUGCAAUGGAAUCAUCACAAUGGUGCGGGAAUUUGAUAUGAAGCUUGAACUUCGAGAGAGCGAUGACAACGGACUGUUAGAAUCUAAUGUCGAAGGCAGUCUGGAAACAUUUCCAUGUGUUGCUCAGUAUGUUAUUUUUCCACCCCAUGUGACCAACUCAGCUAGAGAAAGCACUGUGGAUGAGGACUGAAGGUGACAGUAUAGAAGCAGAUGGAGAGUUGCAGGUUGUAACGGAAUGCUGGAUCGAGCCACAGAAUGGUGCCGUCAUAUCCCCCUCACCCCAUGUGGAGCAUUACC